This is a messenger RNA of Conger conger (European conger), 4233 nucleotides long. RefSeq names its product iduronate 2-sulfatase (gene ids). The transcript is spliced from 9 exons. The record is from RefSeq and is a predicted model, not a curated record. NCBI's taxonomy places the organism in Eukaryota, Metazoa, Chordata, Actinopteri, Anguilliformes, Congridae. Bases 182 to 1867 code for a protein of 561 amino acids. Gene Ontology annotation, molecular function: iduronate-2-sulfatase activity.
AGAAACAGGAAGUAAAUACAUUUCGAUGACAACAAAACCCCGAGAAGACGUCGAAGCUGCUAGUAACCUCUUGGAAAGUUUGCUUGAUUCCAACGGUUUGCGGAGUCGAAAAUGCUCUGAAAUAUCAUCCGCCUGAUUUACUUCAUGUAGCGCAUAGAGUUGAGAGCAACUGUGUUGCUUCAUGAUGCCUUGGACCAUCCGGACAUGGUUUAAUGCUAGCGUUUUAAUCGUGACAUGUUUCUCACCGGUAGUUUUGUCAAAAGGCAGACUCAAUGUCCUUUUCAUAAUAUCAGAUGAUCUGCGACCAACAAUAGGAUGCUAUGGUGAUCCAAUUGUCAAAUCACCGAAUAUUGAUCAACUUGCUUCCAAAAGCAGUGUCUUUCAUAAUGCGUACGCCCAGCAAGCCGUGUGUGGACCCAGUAGAACCUCAUUUCUAACUAGUCGUAGACCUGACACAACCAGACUGUAUGACUUUAAUUCAUACUGGAGAGUCCAUGCCGGAAACUACACCACCCUCCCCCAGUACUUCAAGUCCCAAGGCUAUACCACAAUGUCUGUUGGGAAAGUCUUCCACCCAGGUAUCGCUUCCAAUCACUCGGAUGAUUACCCGUACAGUUGGUCUGUACCUCCGUAUCAUCCUCCCUCUUUCGCCUAUGAAAAGAGGAAGGUCUGCAGGGGGGAUGAUGGGAAGUUGCACGCCAACCUGCUGUGUGCAGUGAAUGUGACUGAGAUGCCCCUGAAGACCUUGCCCGACAUGGAGAACACGGCGGAAGCCGUGCGCUUGCUCAAGUCCGUCAAAGAGGCCGGCGGUCCCUUCUUCCUCGCCGUGGGAUACUACAAGCCUCACAUUCCUUUCAGAAUCCCACAGGAAUUCUUGGAGCUUUAUCCCUUGGAGAACAUGACGCUGGCUCCUGACCCAGACAUCCCCAGUGGUUUGCCCCCUGUGGCUUACAACCCCUGGGCAGACAUCCGGAAACGGGAAGACGUGCAGUCCCUGAACAUCAGCUUUCCCUAUGGACCAAUCCCCAAGGACUUCCAGCUGCGGAUCCGUCAGCACUAUUUCGCGGCGGUGAGCUACAUGGACGCCCAGGUGGGCAGGCUGCUGAGUGCUCUGGAUGAGCUGGGCUUGGCCGAAGACACGAUGGUGGUGUUCACCGCCGAUCAUGGCUGGUCACUGGGAGAGCAUGGAGAAUGGGCCAAAUACAGCAACUUUGAUGUGGCCACGCGUGUGCCUCUGAUUGUGCAUGUUCCCGGAUUGACAUCCGCGCCGCAGAAACCUGGGGAACAGGCCUUCCCUUUCGUAGACGUGUUCAGCCAUUCGGUCCGCAAGUUCGCUAACGGGCGCGCGGUGCGGGAGAUAGUGGAGCUGGUGGACCUGUUCCCCACGCUGUCUGAGCUGGGGGGGCUGAAGCCGCCCCCGCCCUGCCCCCGCUCCUCCUUCGGGGUCCGUCUCUGCACCGAGGGCACCAGCCUGGCCCGGAGCGUCCUCUCCCCUCAUCUCAGGCCCAACUCGGAGGCCAUCGCCUACAGCCAGUACCCCCGGCCCUCAGACACCCCCCGGGAGGACUCGGACCUCCCGUUCCUGGCCGACAUCCGCGUCAUGGGCUACUCCAUCCGCUCCUGCGACUACCGCUACACCCUGUGGGUGACCUUCGACCCCGCCAGCUUCCAGGCCAACAUGACGGACGUCCACGCGGGGGAGCUGUACCUGCUCCGGGACGACCCGGGGCAGGACCACAACGUCUACGACGACCGCGAGCACGGUCGCGUCCUGGGCAAGCUGAGCGGUCAGCACCACUGGACCAGCACUCUCACGCAGCACUUACUGUACUUCAACUCAGGGUCAAAGGCCAAAGGGCUGCUCUGAAGCAUUCUUCUUAUGCAGUGUGUGUGUGUAUGUAUACCCUGCUGAAAAAAACAGCUAGCUAGCUAGGUAGCUGGUUGACCAGUUAGACCAGCUCCAUACCCAACAAGGUUUGACCAGCUCAAGCUAUGUUUUGAAACAGUUGGUAUUUCAAGCUGAAUUUUGCACCAGGGUAAAAACCUGUUGGUAUCGUCGCAACACCUACGCUCAUGAAGCAAAUUUUAUAUAGACCUAUUUUUCUACUGUAAAAAGGGAGCCCGGGCAUUUAAUGCCUGCUUGCAUCCUUUCAUAAUGUGUAACCGCACAAUUGAAAGUAUGUUCUGCUUUGUAAUGAGGGAUUUGACGGCUGCUGUAAUAGGCCAGAGCGGAGGCUGAAUGCAAACCGGUGCAAUUUAUGGAAUAAUUGAGUGUUUAUGCUGCUGCUCCACAUUAAGGGAAACCAUAAUAAAUUAUCAAAACGGCUGACUUAAUAAAAUUGAUAUAAAAGUGGAGACCACAUCAUUUUUUGCCAGUGUUCCGCGUACAAUAGCGAAGGGUGUUCUUAUUUACAUUUCAAUUGCCGAAUAGAUCAACACCUGAAAUAGGAUGAGGUUUAACUGCCUGUCUAAACAAAGCAAUGAUGUGAUCUCAAUUGACCUCCAUAGUGUUAUGCUAUAGCAGCUAAGUAGAUGCUUAGCUUUACUGUUUGUGACCCAUCAAUACAUAUACAGUACGGAAUUAAUUUCAAGUCCAAAGCUAAAUUAGAUCUUUAAAAAUGCAACCCAUUCAUCAAUAUCAUUGAAAUAUUGGCAGAAUUUCAUGGUUUCUCUAAGCUCACAAUGGCAUGUUUUUAUGUCAGCGAGUUUUGAGUUUAUGUUCAGUCCAUAAUGUUGUUUAUAAGGUAAUAACUCAGGACCAAUUUAGGAAAUAGUUUUGUUUCUGCAUCCCAUGGCCUCUACACGUGCAGGUUUCCUCUUAAAAUUCUUGGUCUGGUUGAGCAAAGAAUUGCCAAAGCAAUUAAAUUGAUUGUCGCUGUGCGAAAACUUAGAAAUGAUGUUGCUCGGAUGCGCUUGACAAAUAAAAUUGAUGGAUGUUUGUGUCAAAUUACAAAAACGAGAGUUAUUUUGCUUAAAUUGCAGUAUUGUACUGUAAAAUCACCUUGGCUUUUUGUGUGCUUUGCGAUUAGAGAGUACCCACCCAGAGUUUAUAAUCGUUCCGUCUGUAUUUUUGGACAUCUGUUGUUGGCUCUUGUUUUUCAUUUUUGUUUUUUGGGAUUUGACACAGCCUAAUUUAUAUUAUCGACGUGACAAGUGUGUUGAAGAGGCAUUAUUUCUAAUUUGCUGUGUCCUGUAUUAAAAAAAAAAAAAUAAGAAAGAAGCUCAGUUCUGUUCCCUUGAUGCACCAGUCCUCAGCGGUUGUCAGCGUCUCUCCUGCCCUCCUGGUUUUUAAAGAUUGGUUCUUAUGAAUGCACGACGGAGCGCGUCGUGAGGACAGUCCUCUGGGACCUCAGAUGUAUUCAGCUCUAGCAGACAGCUGGGCCGGAACAUUCCGCUGCCUGGUUUUUUUUCACUGGAAAAGCGAGGUCAGGCCUGCCGGAGACCGAUCCACUGGCUGAUUGAAGCUGAUAUUUUAAUUGCUCUCUCCAAAGCAGCGUUUCGCUCACACUCUCCCAAUUCUGUCUCCGCGCUUUUAAUUCCCUUUCAACUCCGCCGAGUUCUGCAGAAAAAUUGUUUUGCAUUAAUAAUUUUUUUAUCUUCCGUUUUUUUUUAUUCUUGCUGAAAAUGAACCUGGGAGAGAGCUUGCACAAUUAUAUCUGGAGUGCCAGGUAUGAAUGCUAAUCCCACCAACAACAUGUUCUGUAUUAUGUAGUUGUCAUCGCUUCAGCUAAAUUCCUGCUCUAAUAUCUCAACUCCGGUAUUCAAUAGAACAAAAACAACAGACUGUAUAAGGUGAAAAAUAAGCACUUAGAUCCACCUUAAUUGGGUGCAAAUGAGCACAAGAGAUUUAUGACAAAUACUGCGCCAUGGUUACUAAACAACGUUUCAUGUAUUAGUAAUCCCCAAAACACAUUAUUAUGCAGUAGUGUUUUGUCAGUAUUAUGGAAAAGGGAAUGGAAAAAUAUUUGAAUGUUUGAGGAGCUUGUCUAGUCUCUAAUCAGAAGAGAGGUGAAUUUAAGUUUACUUUUUCACUGGCAAGUAACAGGUAUUUUUGUCUGCCUCGCUAGCUAGAGAGAGAGUUGUCAUGAAUGUAAAUAAAGAAAAAAGAAUGGUAAUAAAUUCUAGAAAUAAUAAAGAGCAGUACAGGGUUUACCCAUAUCCAUUUGCAAGAUGCAAAUAUUGACAAUAGCAAAUUAUUAGAAUGUGGUAGAAUAAAAAAAGAAAAUCAUAAAG